AUGUCUUCGAAGUGGAAGUUCGCGCCCCCCUUGUCGUGUGAAUGUCUUCGAAGAGAACCACAAUCAUGUUCGACGUCCCUCGGGGCCUUUUCUAUUUUUUCGUUGCGGCAACCACGCUCGAAUUUGGAAGUAGGCAUGAGUCCUCUCCUCCGCCUGCAUCGCUGGGCUUCGCCACCGCUCUGUCUGUCAAAUCGUUUUUCUACAACUCCAAUGCUCGACUUACUACAUCAACCGCGUCGAGCAGCAGUGGCAGUAGUGCGCCGUCCUUUGUACCUCUCUCGUCCUCAUCUUCGCAACACGACAGACUCAAUACCAGAGAGCGACCAACCGACCGCCGUGUUUUACAGGCGUCGGAAGCUGCUGUGCCAGGAGGACGACAGACCGUGCGGGCGCCGGAGCAGGUGCGGAUGUCGUGUGGGGGAAUGGGUAUUUCGCCGAAUGAGGCUGCGGGUCCGAGUAGAAACAAGAGUGGCACGACGACACCGCUAA
Amoebophrya sp. A120 is the source of this 489-nucleotide messenger RNA. The record is from the annotation of a GenBank genome assembly. NCBI's taxonomy places the organism in Eukaryota, Dinophyceae, Syndiniales, Amoebophryaceae.